Messenger RNA from Ooceraea biroi (clonal raider ant), 3231 nucleotides. Its product is annotated as protein FAM160B1. Lineage: Eukaryota; Metazoa; Arthropoda; Insecta; Hymenoptera; Formicidae. The record is from RefSeq and is a predicted model, not a curated record.
CCACCUGGUGCACCUCUAGUCGUUCGGCGUUAUGGGACACGUCAAAGUCGCGACAAGCCGCUAUCAGGAGACCUGUUCCGCCACACGAUGAGGUGCAUCGUGACGACAGUCCGCGAGAACGCUUCGCGAAUCCACGGAUGAAAGGGAACAGUGUGCAAGAGUGUGUUCCGUGAGCAAGCUAACAUGAUCAGCGGCAUUCAGAUCGCCCUGAAGAAUGCCAUUGACGUGGUGAGUGACAAUCGGUCGCUGACGAUGACGACGAAAGCGUCUGCUGCGAAGCGUACAACUGCGUGUCGUCCUUGCACCACGAGAUAAGGAGGUGUUAGACGCUAUUUAGUUGUACAUCCACGUAAUAAGAAAAGACGUAACAUGUUCGUAGCAGAGUGUCUAACAAGUGGUGUCUAACAGAAGCUACUCACGUCAAACACUGCCGACACUGUUUAGCUUAGACAAUCGAUCAAGUACGAUGCGAUUCACAACAGCAAGUGUUUAUCAACUGAUUACUUGAUUUAUAUAAUAUUCGUGCUUGCUUCCAGUUGCACGCUAGAAUAAAACGUCAUCAUGUUCAAAAUAGCCCCACCAGCAACGCCGUUGCAAGAUUUCACCUAUCACUGGAAACAGUUGAUGAACUUUUAUGUCAGUCACCUAACUGACUGCAAGGUUCCCGUGCAGAACACUAGUAUACCUCGACACUUGGAUGUAUUACUGGAGAUAUUACUGCAAGAAGAAAAGGAAAAUGAACCAGGACCCUGCUUGGAGUAUCUCCUGCAGCAUAAGCUUCUGGACCUCCUGGCAACCCUAGCGAGUGCAGAAACGCCGCCUGGCAUGCGAACAGUUUGCCUUGCUUUUCUAAGGAAACUCUUGGGUAGAUCAAAGUACCCCUUACUGCACCAUGCGUCUAUCUACAUACCAAUACAGCGACUCGUGGCACUCUGCAAUGGCAAUCCCCCAUCUCCAAUCGAGGCAGAAGAGGUGCAAUUUCUGUUGACGAUCUGCUUUCUGGUGUGCAAGUACCCUCAUGUAACCAACAUCAUCAAUGAUGCGCCAAUUGCACAGACAUCCUCAACUAAUAAUCCUGUCAAGGAAGAUAACGAGAAGCAGGAGGUCCAGAAGGUGACUUAUAUUCCAACCAGACAAAGAAACAAUUCCAAUCCAUUGUUCGAACCUUUGGACACCCAAGCAAUAACAUUAGUCAAUCCGAAUCUCUUCGAUAAGGACCAAAAGAGAUUGCUGUGUUCAAGUAGAGGCUUUAAGAUGGGUACUUCAGUGCAUGUUUCAUCUAGGCGAUCAAAUGAGUCCGUGUCCUCAAGAGAGGAGAGUGUGUCGUCGAGUCCUUUAGCCCAGAAGUCCGUUUGCGAUUCACCCUCGACGAACACCAAAAGUGAUGAACAAUGGGAAGAGAAAUGCGAAGGAGACUCUUCAGAAAAUAAAAUCGAUGAGCAUUUGCAGAACUUGAGGGACUUGCGAUUGGAUUGCACUGAUUGCAAUGUUUAUGAUGACGGGAGUUACACGGUGGAUGAUAAUCAAAGUUUGAGGUCACCUACCAAGAUGCUGGGAAAGUCUCAAUGCCUCCUGCUGGACGCCUUGAUGAGCUACUUAAACAGUGCGGACAACACCGUGAGGAUACGUGCAUGUGAAGGAAUAAUGGUCCUAGCAUCCCUGGACGAUCCAUCGUUUGCGCAAACGAUAGCGAGGAGCGAGCUGCCGUCGAUAGUGUCGAAUCGGUUGGAGAAUUUAUUCAAUUCAAUUCCGGCACACGUGGACCAUCUGGAAAUAUACAACGUGGACGUCACGUGGGGCCUGGACUCGCCACUAUGGACCAAGGAGAAGAAAUUUCCCGGUUGUCGGCAGGUAGCGGCGUUCUUCAUGUGGUUCGACUACUGUGAUCAAUUAAUCAGAGAAGCUCAGACGGAUCUCGCCGAAACGUUAGCAAAAGCCAUUAGGGUGAUGUUCUUCGAGAGAAUAGUAACGCCUGCCUUGGCUGAUCAUCACGUCGUACUUAUUACUGCUCUAGUCGCUAAGUGUUUGAAGGAAAUCAGUUCCACUGCAUUGUGUGCAGAGGUGAGUUACUGGCUGGUCGGGCAAGACAGGGAUCCGGAUAUACCGAAUGUGUGGACAUCGCCAGUGUUACAUAGGUUGAUAGAGAACUGUUUCACGGAUAGCAAUGACCUCACAGUGGAAACUCUGAAGUUAUUCGAGGAGGCAAUAGAGAAGAGAAACGAGCACAUUUUGCACUGUCUCCUACUGAUCUAUCUAUCUACACGAGCGUAUUACGACAAUACCGCCGCGGACAGCGCUAUUGCUUCAUGGAGUGACGAGGAGGACGAAAGGGAGAAGGAAAAGAAAGGGUCUUUGGAUCUUUCCUAUGAACAGAGUCACAGUCGCACUUUGGCGCCGAGUAACAUCCAUCGAGUUAUUAACUGUUUCCUGUCGUUGAUGCCGCGCUAUCUGCAAGCAGACCCCGACGUCAAUAACUAUGAGAAGUACAUGCCAGCUUGGGAACGUCAGUAUUCAUCGGUGCUUUCCGAUUGCGCUCUGAUGGCAUGGCCGUUAGAGGCAGUGAUGGUGGACGAUUCCGCGAGCUCGGACUCGCGACCGGAAGCAGACCAUUGUUCAGGUCGAUUUUAUCUGGGGCCAUUCCUCAGCAUGCUCUUUGACAAAGUCAGCAACAUGUCGAAGCAAACGUACGAGAUCAAUCUAGAGGUCACAAGGUUGGUCUCGAGAUUGGCGCUACUGCCGCAUCCGUACCUACACGAAUUUCUGUUGAAUCCACUGCUACCCCUGAUACCAGGCACGAAGAGCUUGUUUCUGUGCUUGCAGAAGGUAGUCAAGCAGCUUGUCAGUGAGAUACCAAAAACAUCAGAGAGUAAAACAAUAUUGAAAGAAACGAGACAAAGGCUGCUAGGUGAUUGCUCCCAAGAAGAGGAAAAGGAGAAUAUUUUAUACGAAAGCGCCAUAGUAACGGAAGAAUUUUGCAAAGAUCUUGCAGCUAUUGCAUACGUUAAGUAUCAUCAUUCUAUUUAACAAAUUUCUAUAUACGAAUAUAGAAAUUUGUUUAAAAGAAAUGCUAUUUAGCUAAACGUAAAUAAAUUUUAAAUGUUAAUAUAUAUCAAAGUCACAUAAUUAUUUGUCACUUUAGAUAGCAAAUUCUUUUGCGAUGCCAUGUAAAAUACACAAAACUACAAUUAAGUAUGAUGCGAAUAAGUUUAAUUAAAUUAUUAUCAAAAACAU